Messenger RNA from Aspergillus heteromorphus CBS 117.55, 1163 nucleotides. RefSeq lists its product as uncharacterized. Bases 1 to 1071 code for a protein of 356 amino acids. Lineage: Eukaryota; Fungi; Ascomycota; Eurotiomycetes; Eurotiales; Aspergillaceae. The transcript has 2 exons. The record is from RefSeq and is a predicted model, not a curated record.
AUGUCAGAAUUCCAAUCCUGUUUCGACCAAUGUCCCGUCAACCGGGACCAGCGAUGGACCCCCGGUCGAGUCCUCGAUUUCUGCGACCUGGUGGGCGUUGAUGCCGCACUCCCGGAAUACAUGGCGCCGUAUGCAGCACUUCACCGGCGUAGACACGAGGUAAAAGACGACAUGGAAAUCGAGGACGCCGUCACGAUAUACUCGGUUGUGACAACAAUCUACGCAUCACGAAUUACGUCUGCCGCGUCGACGACGGUUUCCGGCGAUGUUUAUUCUACAACAGAAGUUGCGCCGAGCGAGACCGCGAGAGUUGUCACGGUGACAGAGAUACAGAGCAUGAGCAUGAGCUCUGCGUCAAGUGAGACGGGGAUGGGCUCCACGUCGAGCCAAAUGGGAUCUGGGUCGUCGGGGCUUUCAACUGGCGCAAAAGCAGGGAUUGGCGUUGCGGUGCCUGUGGUUGUUAUAUGUGCCGUGUUGAUUGCGUUGUUUUACUUCAACCGGCGGAGGAAGAGAAAACAUGGCCCUGAAAACGGUGGCGAUGAGCAGGGAGAGGGAAAGGAAGCCGUGCAUCCCGAGUCGAAAUUCCCUCCCGUCCAAUUCCAGUCCAACUUGCCCUCCGAGAUAGACGGAGCUCCCGUCAAUGAAUUUGGCAACAGGCCGGUCGAAAGACAGCGGCAACAGCCGGUAUUUGAGCUCAGUGUUGGAACUAUCCGCGAGCCCAAGAGGAACAGAUCAGCGCAAGCUGAAGUUUCCAAUGUCUCAGAGGAGAACGGUCUUAAUGAGAUGAUGGCGGCAUCUUCCUCCACCGCAGGAGGUCCCUUGCCCGAACUACCUUCUCCUGAUUUCGGGGGAUCUCACGAUGGAUCAUCCGUGGUGAUGAACGAGCAAAUGUCGCUAUCGGAUCUGCACGAGGAAUUGGCCCGGGUGGCACGGAGUAAGGACAGACUUCAGUAUUUACAGUCGCUGGAAGAGAGAGAGGAGCAACUGCGGCAGCUCAUAGCAUCACAACGACAGGUAGAUGCGUCUAGCAUUGCCACUCACGGGUCUGAACUUAAUGGGAGAAACGUAUAGCGAGAGAUGACUUGCAGGGAGGUUGGAAUUAUGAGUCUAAUGAUAAUUACGGUAGUAUGCUCAUGGGCGAAGAUUGGUGGCUUUUUAUUAAU